UCGCGUGUGCUGUGUACUCAUGGCUGCGCAGGCGUCUCCCGAGCCCGGCGGCCCGGCCGGCGACGCGGUGGCCGAGGUGCUGCCGUGUGCUCGGUGGCUGUACUGUGGGGAACCGGAAGAGAAGCAGAGAGCUGUGCUGGUCCAGUUCUCCAACGGGAAACUGCAGAAUGCAGGCAACAUGCGCUUUACCUUGUACCACAGCAACGACUUAGUGAACCCCAGAAAGAGGAGCCAGCGGAUCCUGGCAGCUGAAACUGAUAGACUUUCCUAUGUUGGAAACAAUUUUGGGAGUGGAGCCCUCAAAUGCAACACUCUGUGCAGGCACUUUGUGGGAAUCUUGAACAAGACCUCUGGCCAGAUGGAAGUAUAUGACGCUGAGGUGUUCAGCAUGCAACCUGUAUUUGCUGAUGAAUCAAUUGAACAUGAACGUACUAUGGAGAAUCAGACCAGAACUUUCAGAGAAAAGAUGGAUUCUUGCAUCGAAGCCUUUGGAACCACCAAACAGAAGCGAUCUCUGAACUCCAGGAGAAUGAACAAAGUUGGCAGUGAAUCUUUGAAUCUUGCAGUAGCUAAAGCUGCAGAGAGCAUCAUUGAUACGAAGGGCGUGAACGCUCUGCUCAGUGAUGCCAUGCAGGACGACUUGCAAGAUGACUCACUCUACCUUCCUCCCUGCCACGCUGACGCAGCCAAGCCUGAAGAUGUGUAUAGAUUCGAAGACAUUCUGUCUCCAGUGGAGUAUGAGGCUCUGGAGGGCCCGUCUGAAGCUUUCAGGAAGGCCACAUCUGAAGAAAUACUGAAGAUGGCUGAAGAGAACAGCCACUGCUCCUUCGUCAUAGAAGCGCUGAAAUCUUUGCCAUCAAAUGAGGAGAGCCGAGAUCGCCAGGCAAGAUGCAUAUGGUUUCUAGACACCCUCAUCAAAUUCCGAGCUCAGAAAGUGAUAAAGCGGAAAAGUGCCCUGGGACCUGGAAUCCCCCACAUCAUCAGCACCAAACUGCUGAAGCACUUUACCUGCUUGACCUACAACAAUGGCAGUUUAUGGAACCUAAUUUCGAAUUCCAUGAAGGCAAAGAUCACUGCAUAUGCGAUCAUACUUGCCUUGCACAUAAACGACUUCCAGAUCGAUCUGACAGUGUUACAGAGGGACUUGAAGCUCAGUGAAAAAAGGAUAAUCGAGAUCGCAAAAGCUAUGAGACUGAAGGUCUCUAGAAGGAAGGUAUAUGUGGCAGACGGCAGGGAAGAGGAUCACAGAUUGGGCACUCUGUCCAUCCCACUUCCUCCAGCCCAGGCCUCCAACCGCCAAUCAAAGCGCAAGAAGAUUACCUAGAUGUGCUUUCCAUGGGAGGCAUUUUAGCUACAUCACAGCCACUUCUGUUCACUUCCCUUUUCAUUCUUUAAAAGAGGAAGGCUAACUGUAAUCUUGUAGUCUCUUCACAUGGAUGAAGCGGGAAGAUUGCAAGUUCCAGGCCAGCCUGGGCAACAUCAUGAAACUGCCAAAAUUACCAAAGAAAACUUGCUUGCUUUGGCAUGGGGUGUGAAGCCAGAAGCCAGCAUACCAACUGUGCCUUUUAUGCAGAAGUAUAGUGAUGGCCACUGUGGACUUCAUUUCUGUCCUUUGGCAUUGCUGUAUUUGUAAAUGGCAGGUGUUUCUCGUGUUGGUCAUAUGUGUGGGAUUUGGGAGGGUCAGGUGUGGGAACGUCAAAAUCAAAUGAUAUUACCAAGCUUAUCUGUGAACUGACUUUAAUGGAUGAAGGUUUAUACUGGAAGGACCAGUGGAGUAGGUAGCUUCUCUAGCCCAGCAGGACUGGGAGAGGAAGCUUCCAGCUUGAUUAGAAACUAGUUGAGUGUGAGUUGUCAAAUGAUGAGGGUGAUAGAACAGGCUAAUUUACAGCCUGCUCAAAUGUGGGACCAACUGGUAAAGUGAUGGCCACACCUUUUCUGCCUGGCUCAUGCCACUUACAGGGCCAGCCAAGUGGCAUGAAUAGGGGAUGAAUAUGAUGU
This is a messenger RNA of Jaculus jaculus (lesser Egyptian jerboa), 1998 nucleotides long. RefSeq names its product RNA polymerase I subunit E (gene Polr1e). Gene Ontology annotation, molecular function: DNA binding. Bases 20 to 1324 code for a protein of 434 amino acids. The transcript is spliced from 12 exons. NCBI's taxonomy places the organism in Eukaryota, Metazoa, Chordata, Mammalia, Rodentia, Dipodidae. The record is from RefSeq and is a predicted model, not a curated record. Gene Ontology annotation, biological process: RNA polymerase I preinitiation complex assembly; transcription elongation by RNA polymerase I; nucleolar large rRNA transcription by RNA polymerase I. Gene Ontology annotation, cellular component: RNA polymerase I complex.